AUGUUUGUUCUAAUUCAAAGAACCCUGAUCGUCACCCCACAACCACCAUUAACGUCGUCGCCCGUCGGUCUGGCGAAUGCAGGCAUCGGAAGUCAUCAGAGCGGGAAACUAAGCCCAAGGAGUUCCCGGUUAAUAAUCGACAUCAAGAGCCUUUCAGCAGGCCAUCCUUGCAACUGUCCAUGGUCUUCAACGGCCAUAAAAGAAGCAGCUGACAGGACGGUGGUUGAAAUAGAGCUCCCAAGACAGCAAGCCAAAGGAGAAAUAUUUAAUUUUGAUUCGUGGAAGUUGAAAUGUUUUGCAACCUCUGAAAGAAGAACAUUUGACAAAAAACGCACUCAAGCAGGUUGCCUGAAUACAACAUUGAAAAUGACUUAUUUCCGAGACGGAUUUAUGAAAUAUGUUGAAAAAAGGGUAUUUUCAUAUUGGGGAUUUGUAGCUUCAGGGCUUGAUCGUCAGUUUUGA
Molecule: messenger RNA, 462 nt
Organism: Lactuca saligna
Lineage: Eukaryota; Viridiplantae; Streptophyta; Magnoliopsida; Asterales; Asteraceae
Source: the annotation of a GenBank genome assembly